Messenger RNA from Dichomitus squalens LYAD-421 SS1, 1758 nucleotides. RefSeq lists its product as uncharacterized. NCBI's taxonomy places the organism in Eukaryota, Fungi, Basidiomycota, Agaricomycetes, Polyporales, Polyporaceae. The record is from RefSeq and is a predicted model, not a curated record. The transcript has 2 exons. Bases 429 to 1472 code for a protein of 347 amino acids.
CCGGGGGCACACGAUGACUCGUUGUCUUGAACAGCUUCUACUUGUGCAAAUCAAUGGCCUGCGAUGAUAGGUGGCGCUCUGUGCUUGUCCGACGGCGGAAUAAGUCACUAGGCCACUUUCGGACAAAACCCUGCUGGAUGGACAAGGUUGCGGUGCGUCGAUGACAGGUGGCUCGCUAGUCCCUCCGCCUACGCUUCGAAGAUGUGCAUCUGCGGUGUCCAGCUUCUUCUCGAAGACCCAAUUUGCUGGCUGUGGAGGGGGUGGGGUGGACGCGUCAGGGAUGAUUAGGUAAAGUGGGUGCAUCGUGUUGUUGCCGAAUCGGAUAUCGGUCCACAGCCUGCGGGGUACCUGGCCGCCCGCUUUUCUGCGACUACGCUUCUUGCACCCCUCCCUCCUGCAAAGCGGUGAGUUUACAGGCUGCCCUGCUCAUGGACCUGCAGCAGCUGUCUGCCGCAUUGAAGCAGCCGCAAGUGACGCUCAUUACUGUGGAUACAAGUGAUGGGAUCGAACACUCUCCGCUGAGUGUGUUUCGACGAUUCGCUACCGCCUCCACCAUGAAGACCAUUAAGAACAUACUCGCCAUCCCUCCCAAGUCGCCCCCCAAGAGCUCGUUCAUCGGCUCUUCCAAUGCCGCUCUUUGUAAAGAGUGCAGCAAGAAGUUUCGGCCGACGAUUACUGACCAGGUGCAUUGCUCUGUCAAUUGCGAAAGAUUGAGCUCCUGGAUGGAGCUCAACGAGCAACACCGGGGGAUGAUGCAGCACCGUCGCCGUCCACGCACGACUCCGGUUCGAGACUUGGACGCCGUGAUCCAUGAAGUGACCCAAAGCUCUCCGACUCGCUCAACACACAGUUCGUCCGAGAAGCUCUGCUUGGCCGGUCCGUCCACGCUUCCUCGCCUGGAGAGCAAGCCCAUCCUUCGAACAUCGUCCAGUAAAGCCGAGACAGGAAGACCUAGACGCGUAUUGCGAAAACGUCACCCGUCCUCCUUCGAUGGCUCUCGUGCACCUCCAUGCCUCGUUCCCUCGGUAAUAUCCUCAUCAACUAGCAGCAGUCCUCUCCGCACUUCGUUUGCAGUUUCUGCAUCCUCGUCCGAAAGCGACAUGCUGUACAUGGCUCCUUUGUCCUAUGCGGACCCGGACGACACCCUCGCUUCUGCCCGUCUCGCACUCCACAAUCUCUCCUCCCCCACAUUGUCGCAGCCUGUUCGUCCCCGUUUCUCCUCGACCAUGACGGCAAGCCGAACUCCGAGUUACGGCGUCACGCCAUUCUUGGCAAGGAAGCCGAGUCAUCCCAUCUCGUCGACUUCCCGCCCCAUCCCCACAAGAUCGAUAACGCACGCCGCCGGGCAGGCACCACCGACCUCACCACCCGACAGUCCUGCGAGGCUCCGCCCGGGCAACGAUCGCCGCGCGCCUCGGCCCAGGUCGAACUCGUUCGGCGGCUUCGAUUCCCUGGUGAUGCAUGGACCCUGAUGCGCGCUGCAUACUCCUUUCCUGCCCCAUAUAUGCGCAGCGAAGGUCCGCACACUCGAGAUGCUUGGCCAUGCCAUUCAUCGUCCAUGCCUGCAUACUUCCCGGACACUGCAUUCAUGAACUCAUGAACUGUUACGCAUACAUCCAUACUGUACAGUAACCCGCUAUAGACGUGCUUUGCUGGAUGUCAUGUCGCGAAGCUACGCUAUGUCAUGUAUAGAUAGAUGACACUGGUGUAGACGCUUAUGGACACAAGGUUUUGGGUUGGAUACUCCUCGGACAUAAC